UCCACGCUGAGGGCUGCCAGCAGGAAGAGGCCGGAGGAGUAGGACACGCCCCACAGGAAGUAGUAGAGGCGGCAGGCCGCCGUCCCCAGCGGCCAGUGCCCUCCGCGCUGGAUCUCCAGGAUCUGGAAGGCCGCCGCCGCCAGGAACAAGAAGUCGGAGAGGGCCAGGCUGAACAGGAGCAGGGCCAGCCGCGUGCCCGCUCCCUGCCGCGCCUGCGAGCCGGCCAGCCACGCCAUGAGCCCGUUGGCCGGCAGCCCCAGGAGCAGCAGGGCCGCCAGGAAGACCGUGUCCCAGACACCCUGGGGAUAGUAGUCCUCAUCGUCCAGCUCUGUGCGGGGCCCGAGGCCAGUGGCUCCUGGGUCGGCUUCCAUCGCAGUGUCCAUCUGACGUCCCCCGUGUGCCGUGGGCCCCAGAGCCGGUGCCUGAUGAAUCAGGGAAGUCAUGAGGGGCUGAGUAUGAGAGAGAGGGUCCUGUGUACCUCCAGGCAAGUCACCGUCCCUCUCUGAACCAUCGUCAUCACCUUUGGGUGGUUAGCCUCUGCCAGGGACUUUAAAUAGAUGACCCCACCUUGUCCUCAUACGACCCGUUUUCCAGGAGAGGAGAGGAAGGUUCAGAGAGUCAGUGACUUCCCUAGGGUCAGAGACAGCACAGAGGCACCGUUCUGCCACGCGGAGUCCCGCUGUGCCCAAGUGGACCUGGCUCACAAGCAUAUUUUUAAAGCUGGUGAAUGUUUUGUUCAAAUAAAAUAUUACAGUGGCACUCCCACAUGCGCUAGAAGGGAAUGCUCAGAUUAAAGGAGGGGGAGCACCCCUGGGGGUCCAGGGAAGACAGUGCGAACCGCUUAGUCAGAUCGCUGCAGCCCCUUUCCAUCUGGUAUCCUGGGGUUCAAGUGUUUUCAGAUUCUCAGUGGGGGAGGCUCAGGGUCCCACGGGCCUGUAGGAGUCCCAGGAGCCUGGGGCAGAGGAGGCCCUUCCCCUCGGCAAGUGCGGUUCACGGACUCGGUGCGUGGGGGAGAGGUCUGCAACUCAGGCCAGGAUGGCUGUCUUGGAAGCAGCUCGAGCCCCGUCCUCAUCCUCGACCCCCACCUGUGGCCCUGUCCUCAUUCUCACAGCUCAGGCAGAAGGUGGUCCUCUGAGGACAGACAGAGAAGGAGUAGGGGGCUCAGCAGUGUGAUGAGGAGAGGGUGGCUGGGACCCGAGAGGCCUACUGCCCUUCUCACCACGCCCCCACCUUCCCUCAGGCCCCAGGGAGUUUCCUUCCGAGGGUGGGAAAGCGCUGGUGGCAGCCCCGAGUCAGCGGAAGAAGGAGAUGGCUCCUGCCCGGGGCGGUGACCCCAGCCCCUCAGCCUUUAGCCCAGGGUGUUCCUCUCCCCUAGGCUCUUCCGCAGGCAGACCCCGCUCUGCAAGCUCAAGCCUCUACUGGAUCAGAGCCCUGGGCUCCCCCGAGCCCCAACAGGCGAGGGGGCAGCAUGGCCCAGACCCGGCCCCUGGCCCUCAGAAGCUUCCUGUGGGGGUCGUGGCUUCCAGGAGUGGUGCUGAGGGCCUCCCCUUGAGCCGGAAGAGGAGCAAGAAGGAGAGGGGGCUCCGAGGGUCCCGGAAGGGUGCUGGCGGCUCUCAGGAGCAGACCCCUAUUCCGGGCCCUGAGGUCCCAGGGAGCAGCAAGAACCCCUCUGGGACUGGAAGAGGACAGGAAGGGGCAGGUCCUGCAGCCCCUGGGCCAGCCUCCCGUCGCCAGUCCCACCGGCAUCGCCCCAGCCCCCAGCAUGAUGUUGCUCAGAAGACGUACGGGCCCCUACUCAACCGCAUCUUCGGGAAGGACCGCGAGCUGGGCCCCGAGGAGCUGGAUGAGCUUCAGGCUGCCUUUGAGGAGUUUGACACUGACCGUGAUGGAUACAUUGGCUACCGGGACCUGGGCGACUGCAUGCGGACGCUGGGCUACAUGCCCACCGAGAUGGAGCUCAUCGAGGUCUUCCAGCACGUCAAGAUGCGGAUGGGUGGCCGUGUGGACUUCGAGGAGUUUGUGGAAUUGAUGAGCCCAAAGCUGAGGGAGGAGACGGCGCACAUGUUGGGGGUGCGGGAGCUGCGCAUCGCCUUCCGAGAGUUUGACAGGGAUGGAGAUGGACGGAUCACAGUGGCAGAGCUGCGACAGGCAGCACCAGCUUUGCUGGGGGAGCCACUGGUGGGCCCCGAGCUGGACGAGAUGCUCCGAGACGUGGACCUCAAUGGCGAUGGCACCGUAGACUUUGAUGAGUUUGUGAUGAUGCUUCUCACCCACUGAGGCUCCAGAAGGGUGAAUGCGUUGCCCCCUGGCCCCAGGCCAGCAGGGUUCAUGCUGUACACCAUCCCCAUGAGGCCCCACAAAGGAAGAGACUCAGCAGCCCCCAGACUUCUUUGGAACCUUGACGACAUCUGGCUGGAGAGUUGCCUUGUGAUGUCACUCACCCUCCUAUAUCCUCACCUUACUCCCACCUGAGCUGCCUGGAGGAAACCUGCACCCGGCUGCCUAUCAUUCUCUAGGAUGAGCAAGAUUUGGAUCUCUCCAGACCCUUGGUUGGUAGCAAGCUCCCUGGCACUGCAGCAUUCAAAGACAGGGGGACAGAGUUGGGGGGAUUCUGGUAACAUGGGGAAUUGGGAGGGUGGCUGGGUGCCUCCCACUACUUGUGAAAAAAUGUAAAAAAAAAAAAAUCUUAACUUGAAAGAAAGCCAGGGAUGACCCCAGGUACCAAAGACAAAGCAAGAACUCCGAGUUGGGUGGUGGGAGAGUGGGACACCAUGGGGGCCUCAGGCAUGGAGAGAGGUUCAGGAGCCUGGGCUCUGACACUUAUGAGUGACAGAAGGCCUGUAAGAGGCUGAGGAACAGAACAUGAGCCCAAGUACCUUCCAGGGUCUCAAAAGGCUACCCUGUUCUUGAAAAGGGGAUCAAAAUAUAUUUCCACCCACCGGUCCAAGGAAGUGGCAAGGGUACAGACGUCCAGGGCCUUCAGUGGAAAAAGCUACCCUAAGGAACCUGAAACUCAGGCUUGCACAUUAGGCAGGAAAGCUGAAGAAAUAGGGAGAAACUACUGGAAGGGCACUCUUCAACCCAGGACGCAAUAGACUUCAGCAAACAACAGCCCUGUCACUUCUGAAGAUGAACUCAUGACAAAACAUUACAAAUCACAUAAGAAAACAAGUCACCAUGAGGGGGACUAGGCAGACGCAACAAACGGGAGAACCAGACCCCAAAGUAUAAGUAAUAGAACAAUCUGAAAGGGACCAUAGAGUAAAUGCAAGCAAAAAUGAGAUGAAAGAAGGGAGAGAGGCCGAUAUGCAGUAACAGGAUAGUACGAAACAGAACAGGAAGAUUAAAAAGAAUGACCCAAUAGAACUUCUAAAAAUAAAGGAUAUAAGCAUUGGAAUGAAAAAAAAAAUCAAGGGAGAAGUUAAGCAGCAGAUUAGACACAAUUCAAGAGAAGAUUAAUGAACUGGAAACUACAUUUGUACUGGAAGCUACAGAAAUCACUCAUAAGGUAGCAAUGAGAGAUAAACUAACGGAAAAUGUUACAGAGUAGUUCAAAGUCAUCAGGAGUGUCAGAAGGAGAAACUAUACAGAGUGGGCAUAAGGCAAUACUCAAAAGACAUGAUGCCUGAAAUUUUUCCGUAAAGGCUUCCACAAAGACAAGCACCCAGAUCAAAGGUACCCACUGGAUCCUGAGAAGAAAUAAAAACAAAUGUAUAUCUAGAUGCAUUCCAGCAGAACUGCAGAACGCAAAAGGAAAAACCCUAUAACCAACUCAACUUGAGACAAAAGUCAGAUGACUUACCGAGGAACCGCAAUUAGGCUCUGUGAAGACUUUUCCUUGGCUACAGUAAGUGCCAGAAGACAAUGAAAUAAACUGGUCAUCAUGCGGGGGAGAAACGAUCUCUGGCCAAGAAGCCUAUACCUCACUGAAUCAUUAUUCACGAAUGAAGGCGAAACAUCAACUUUUUUCAGGAAACAAAGGCUGGGAAGAGUUUCGCACCCACGUGCUCUUGCUGAAGGGAUGGCUUCGGUAAGAGGGAAAUUCCGACCAGAGUGAAGGCAGAGUAUGUACUACGUUAUGGUCAGGAGAGCGAUCAGUACACAUAUUGGUGGCUCUAAAGAAGCAUUAACUGUAAAAGAAAAAAAAAGUUAAUAUGUUAAAAAUAAAGGAGGAACUAAAAUAAUAGACAAAAUGAGACGGAAGAUGGGGGGGAUACUUUAGACAUGCCGAAAUCUUUCUCUUGUCUUUCCUAGAGGAGGAUAGAUUCGCUGAUCAGCUUCAGAGUUUGUUAACCAUUUAAAAGUAAUCAUUAAUGUAUAGAAACAGAGGUAGAAUGUUUUGUUCAACAGUCAAAUCCAUAGAAGAAGAAAAGAGGGAAAGUGAAGAAUUCUUGAUUGAACCAGUAGAAGGCUACAGAAGAGAGGGAAAAAGUAAAGAAAAACAAAGUCCAUGAAAACAUUAAAACAGAAGAUAGGAAGGGGCGCCUGGGGGGCUCAGUCAGUUGAGUAUCCAACUCUUGAUCUCAGUUUCGGUUUUGAUCUCAGUGUCACGAGUACAAGCCCCGAGGUGGGCUCCACGCUGGGCAUGGAGCCUAUUUAAACAAACAAACAAACAAAAGAUAGGAAUAAUCCUUAAAAAUAAAAAUUCCAAUAAUUAUGAGCAGAUCAAGUUUUUGGUUAAAAGAGAGUCUCAGCCCCAGAGGAAAGUUUCAAUAUUAGACUGGGUUUCCUGUGACUGACAGAGACUCCAAAUAACAAUGUUUAACAGUCAGAAGUUUAAAAUGGAUAGAAGUUUAUUUCUUAGGUGAAAUUCAGCUGUAUGCUCUUCAGGGACCCAAGCUCCUGCUAGCUGCCCUGCCAUUCCUGGGGUCUGCCCAAGUUUGUUCAUUUCUCAGGUGUCAGGUUGGAAGCAGGAAUAAAGAACAAAGGGGGACAGAGAAUGUGAACCACUCAUACCCCAUUAGGUAGGGCUCCUCACCUGGUACAGGUAGUUGCAAAGGAUGCUGGGAGAUGUGGUCUUUAUUUGGGGUGGUCACAUACCCAGCUUAAGACCAGAGGUCCUUCUACUGUAGGGCAGAGAGCAGACAUCAAAGGGAAGAUACCAGACUCUUCCCCACAGCUCAGUGCAGGAUCUAAGACACAUUCAAGCAGCAUAACGAGAAUCGAAAGGCCGAAAGUGAUGGGUGGGAAAACAGAUUUACUAGGAGAAAAUGAACCGAAGGAAGCUCAUAUACGUAUGGGCAUAGCAGACAGAAAUGGGCUAUGAGGCGAAAACCAUUAGGGAUAAAAUGAGUCACGAUUCACUAAGGAAAUGUAAUGUUUCUCGUCCCAACACAACUAUCCAUGUAUUUUUCAACUAAAAAAGUUACAUUUGGAAUUUAGAUAUUCAUUCUUCCCGGAAGAUAGCGUUACUGUUAAUCGAGUUUGGAUUACAUAAAUUAACCAGCAAAAAUCAAGCACAUUGGUCAUGUUGAAACUUUAAAUGUUGUGAUUCAGUGUUCUGUCAGUGUGUUCACGUAGACCAAGGGUUGGUCAAUUUUUUCUGUAAAAGGCGACAGCGUAAAGAUUUUAGGCUUGGAGGACCUAAGGUUUCUGUCACGACUGCUCAGCUCUGUAUCCCCAAGCAGCCAUGGCCAACACAGAAAUGAAUAGGUGUGGCUGGGCUGGAAAUUUAGUAAUUAAUUUACUAAACUUGAUUGACACUGAAAUUUGAAUUUUAUCUUUUAUGUGCCUCAAAAUCGUAUUAUUCUUUCACUUUUCCCCCAACCAUUACUAAAACAUAAAAACCAUUUUAACUUGGGGACCACAUCGGGUCUGUGGACGGUCACUUGGUGACAUCUGCUGUAGUCUUAUAAUAUGGAGACUCACAACUUCUGGAGUAACUUUAUUAAGGUUGUGGAAUGACAAAAAGUCAUGAGCAAGUAGUGACUCUGUAUUAAUUGCCUAUUUGCUCACAAUGCAUGUUUUUCAUAAUUUUCCUUUUUUCCUAUGUUUGUUCUGAUUAUAUUCAUUGAAAUGUAAUCCUAUGUCUGAUUGAUCCGGUAAUACAGAUUGUGGGCUUAGAUUCUGUAUGUUUUUACUUU
Ailuropoda melanoleuca (giant panda) is the source of this 6083-nucleotide messenger RNA. RefSeq names its product calcium binding protein 4 (gene CABP4). Gene Ontology annotation, cellular component: cytoplasm. The transcript has 7 exons. Gene Ontology annotation, biological process: visual perception. NCBI's taxonomy places the organism in Eukaryota, Metazoa, Chordata, Mammalia, Carnivora, Ursidae. The record is from RefSeq and is a predicted model, not a curated record. Gene Ontology annotation, molecular function: calcium channel regulator activity; calcium ion binding. Bases 1309 to 2277 code for a protein of 322 amino acids.